AUGGAGCCAGUCAAAGCCAACGCGACCCAGAACUCCGAGAUCACCGCUCUGAUUAACUCGCUCAGGGAAACCUUGUCAGCAAAUGAUCCCGCAGCACCAACCACUCGCGAGCAUCUAAAGGAAACUGCUGAGAAGUUGAGCCUUGCACUCGAAACGCCCGGAGAGACUGUCCAACGUGUAGCCUACUACCCUAUGCGAACAACUAUCGUUCGGAUCGCCAACAGACUACAACUCUUCCAUAUCUUGGUGGAAAGCGAUGUACCUGUCACUGGCAAAGAGCUAGCGCAAAAUACUGGUGCCGAUCACGUAUUGCUCCUCCGCCUCCUUCGGUUCCUUGUCGCUACGCACGACAUCGAUGAAGCCGGCGUCGAUAGCUAUAUCGCCAACAGCGUCACAAAGAACUUGAUCGUCCCCCAGCUUGAAGCAGGCAUCAAUCAUACCUAUGAUCUCGUUGGGAUCGCCACCAUGGCUCUUCCUUCAUUCCUCGCCAAGACUCAGUAUCGGAAUCCCACUGACCCGAAGGAAUGCGCUUUCCAAGAAGGCUUUCAUACCAAAGACAACCUGUUUGAGUGGUUCCCAAAACACCCCGAGCAUCUCAACAACUUCAACCUCUGGAUGACAGGCCAGCGUGAGGGUCGUACGGGCUGGCUCGAUUUCUUUCCUUUCGAGGAACUAGUUGCCAAAGGCUUCAAAGGAGGUGAUCGUGCGGUCAUGUUGGUAGAUGUGGGCGGCGCACGCGGACAUGAGGUCAAAGCAAUUAAGAAGAAGCAUCCAAGUCUGCCUGGGAGGUUCCUGCUGCAGGACCUACCGGAUACGAUUGAGCAAGCGUUGCCAGUGCCGGGAAUGGAAACUGUUGUGCAUGACUUCUUCACUCCGCAGCCGAUCAAAGGCGCACGUGCUUACUAUCUCCGCAAUGUCCUCCAUGACUGGCCUGAUAACCAUUGCCAGCUCAUCCUCUCCCAACUCGCGUCAGCAAUGACGCCAGGCUACUCCAAAAUCAUCCUCAAUGAGCUCGUUCUUCCCAACCAGAAAUGUAGCCUUAUCGCAGCUCAAGUUGAUAUAACUAUGAUGGCCUGUUUGGCAGCGACCGAGCGCUCCGAGCAGCAGUGGCAUGAGGUGGCAGGUUCGGCGGGGUUGAAAAUUCAGAAGAUCUGGACGGAUGUGCCGGAGGCGGAGAGUAUCAUAGAGCUGACCUUGAAGUGA
Letharia columbiana is the source of this 1203-nucleotide messenger RNA. RefSeq lists its product as uncharacterized. Gene Ontology annotation, molecular function: O-methyltransferase activity. The record is from RefSeq and is a predicted model, not a curated record. The transcript has 3 exons. Bases 1 to 1203 code for a protein of 400 amino acids. Lineage: Eukaryota; Fungi; Ascomycota; Lecanoromycetes; Lecanorales; Parmeliaceae.